This is a messenger RNA of Nicotiana tabacum (common tobacco), 669 nucleotides long. RefSeq lists its product as uncharacterized. The record is from RefSeq and is a predicted model, not a curated record. NCBI's taxonomy places the organism in Eukaryota, Viridiplantae, Streptophyta, Magnoliopsida, Solanales, Solanaceae. Gene Ontology annotation, molecular function: nucleic acid binding.
AUGGAUGCUGUUGCGCGCCCUAAGCUUGCUGAACAUGGAACUGAGUUUUUUUCAGGAAAAAUAGGAAUAUUUCCUUUUGUGUUCAAGGAACCCGCCAAAAGGAAUAGCAAAAACAGAGUAGCUGGAACUUUAGAAACAAAGCCUAUUUUAUCAGUCACUAAAGAUGUCACUAGGACUUGUUUAAUUGAAAAAGUUCUUCCGGCGAUUCGAUCAAAAUGGCCACUUUCGCAGUCAAAUGCUCCUAUUUUUAUCCAACAAGAUAAUGCGAGACCUCACCUUAGUGUUAAUGGCUUGCAAUUUACCGAAGCUGCUCGGCAAGAUGGAUUUGAUAUUAGGUUUUGCUUUCAACCUCCUAACAGUCUAGAUUUAAAUGUUUUGGACCUCAGAGUCUUCAGAGCUAUUCAAUCUCUUCAACAUCAAAUGGCUCCUAAAACUAUUGACGAGUUAGUAAAUGCAGUCGAGAAAUCGUUUAAUGACAUAAAAGUUGAACGACUGAAUCACGUGUUUCUGACUCUACAAUCUUGCAUGGUUGAAGUGAUGAAAGAUAAAGGUGGAAACAAUUACAAAGUGCCACAUAUGAAAAAAGACAUGCUAGAACGACAUGGAACUCUUCCUACUCAAGUUUGUUGCGACAUUGGUAUUGUUAAUGAAACUCUAGCUCUGCUUUAA